Molecule: messenger RNA, 1603 nt
Organism: Actinia tenebrosa (Australian red waratah sea anemone)
Lineage: Eukaryota; Metazoa; Cnidaria; Anthozoa; Actiniaria; Actiniidae
Product: melanopsin-like
Biological process (GO): G protein-coupled receptor signaling pathway
Cellular component (GO): membrane
Molecular function (GO): G protein-coupled receptor activity
Source: RefSeq, a predicted model, not a curated record
UGUUGAAUUUUGUCGGGAAUAUAACGCCAUACUUACACGACCACCCAUUGGCUGAUGAGUAUAAUGAUAUAAUUCAAUCACUAAACGAAGCAAUAUUAAAAUCACUCAGCUAGAGCAUUGAACUGGAACUACACUUUUAAGGAUUUGUGGCAGUGGAUUGAAAACAAGAUUGUUUUGGAUGGCUUUUAUGUGUAACGAGAAAAACAAGACAGUUGGUGUGUCGUUUAACCAAGGAAUCUAGAUCUGGAGCCGUUUGGUGACAGGUGGCGAACACAGCUCUGAUCGCCUCCAUGAAUACUGCUAAUAACGAUGUUUAAAUAUAAGUUCCCGAGUAUUUUCAAGUGCCAAAUCACUUGAGUUAUAUCAGAAGCCACUUGAUUUCGUCUUAAGAUUUAGAAGUGUAUGAGCAACCUGUGUUCUGGACCACGAAUCAAAAUGAUGACAAGUCCUGUUGAAAUCGUAGUUCCAUUGGGUAUAUUAUCGAUACUUGUCCUAGUAGCAAAUAGCAUCGUCCUAUAUUUAGUGUAUAAGAACAGACACAUGAGGACGGCUACAAAUGGGUUCGUCGUCUCGCUUGCUAUCUCAGACAUUCUAACUGGCUUGGUAAUAUUCUUCCAGUAUCUGAUCGGGUUUAAGAAUACCGUUGUUAUCAAUGUCUUGUACGCCGUAGUUCUCAUUAGUGGAGCUGUAAAUCUCACUGCAGUGACUACAGACCGUUACAUCGCGAUAACUAGGCCUUUUAUCUACUACGAACUGAUGGCCAAGUAUUCGAAAAUGACUAUAUUUCUAACGUGGAUGAUGUCGUUGAGUAUAGCUUUACUCCCUUUAUGCUGGAGAGGAAAUAUUACAGUAUAUUAUCACAAGCUUUAUAUACUUUUGGUAGUAUUCAUCUGUGUUAUCAUACCGUUUUUAUUCAUUUUGUUCGCCAACAUUCGAAUAUUCAGAAUCGUUAAAAACUGUAUCCACAAAGAGAGAAAGACGCUCUUGGCGAUAUCAAAAAACGACGAAAGUCCCCGCCAAAGGAUACCUCAGAAAACUUCUCAUCAUUCGAGGGUUAUCAUAUUCUCCGAAGCUAAAAUCGCCAAAGUUUUUGUAAUUGCAGCUAUAAUCUUUGCUAUUACUUGGUUUCCCGUUAUUUAUUAUACUCUAGCCGCCGGCUUGGGACAUUUCAAUGCUAUCCCGAAUAUACUACUCGAGAUUUCUCCGUUCAUGAUAAUCCUAGGAUCGCUAGCGAAUCCUAUAAUCUAUUCUUUUAUGAAGCCGGAUUUCAAGAUCGCUACGAGGAUGCUUCUUAAAGAUAAGAGUUGUAGUCGUAGGGACUUUAGCGUUAUCUAUAAACCAAAUAAAAAAUGCUCAACUUUAUCUCAUGCUUUUGGAACGGUGAAAAUUAUACAGCAUAGCGUAAGCGAGUUCAAAUCAGAGGUACCGAAGGAGAGUUGUUUAUGACGACACGAUGUCAAGGGGCGAAACUUUUUCAUUUCACCUUCUAAUUAAAUUAUUUCUAUUCGUCCUAUCUAGUCGAUAAUUUUUGUAAAUAUUCCCAAUAAAUGAUGUAUGUUUAAAUUCUUGUAAAUAGACAUAAAUGAACAAAUUAAAAACUUGA